AUGACCAAUGGUACAAGAGGCAAGCAAAAACAAGAUACAAAGCUAAGAAAAGGUGCGAGAGGAGAAUAUCAGACAGCACUAGAAAGAAAGCUGAAACAAGGGUGUUAUUCUACUUCACCUAAUAAUAGCGAAAACAAGAACGUCCAGAACAAAGUAGCAGAAUCAUAA
Molecule: messenger RNA, 168 nt
Organism: Arabidopsis thaliana (thale cress)
Lineage: Eukaryota; Viridiplantae; Streptophyta; Magnoliopsida; Brassicales; Brassicaceae
Exons: 1
Coding region: 1-168 (55 amino acids)
Source: RefSeq, marked reviewed